Messenger RNA from Carya illinoinensis, 3666 nucleotides. Its product is annotated as mitochondrial proton/calcium exchanger protein-like. Gene Ontology annotation, cellular component: mitochondrial inner membrane. Gene Ontology annotation, molecular function: ribosome binding; calcium ion binding. Gene Ontology annotation, biological process: intracellular monoatomic cation homeostasis. The record is from RefSeq and is a predicted model, not a curated record. Bases 978 to 3251 code for a protein of 757 amino acids. NCBI's taxonomy places the organism in Eukaryota, Viridiplantae, Streptophyta, Magnoliopsida, Fagales, Juglandaceae. The transcript is spliced from 16 exons.
CGCUCCAGACAACUACUUUUUUCGCACAGUUGUACGCGACGCGCGCCCGCACUCGCACACAUAUAUAUACGCAUACUAGAGUCCGCUGGAUUUCGCAAAGACGCCCACGCCAUUGCAUUUUCUAGUUUCUUCACCUUCCCUUCAUGUCUCUCUGCUGACUCGCUCACUCUCUCUCGCUGCAUCUAGCUCUCUCUCUCUCUGAACUUGCCCCUCUCUCUGAUCGCUCUUCUUUUCUGUGAGCUCGGAAGCAUACCAUAGAGACUUCUCCUGCUGACAAUAAGAUCGACCACUCUCCAAGUAUAACUCAUGCUACCCCAACUUUGUCAAAAAAAUCAUCCCAUGGGGCCCUGGCAACAUUAUAAAGAAUCAUUAUAUUUUUGGAAACCAAAGAUCAUAAAAUUGUAGAAUUCAUACUUCUUGGUCAGAGCUCUGUACAAGGUUAUGUCGAUCCAAUCAUCUACUGUUUUUGCUUGCAAGUGCAUUUGGAGAAGUAAGGUGCCUCUCAAGGUUGCGCUUUUGGUUGGUUGGCCUCUCAUGGGAAAAUUCUUACUAUUGAUAAGUUGAGGAAGUGUAGUAUAUUUAUUAUGGAUUGGUGCUUUAUGUGUAAAAGGAAUGGUGAAUCGGUGGAUCAUCUUCUUCUCCGUUGUAUGGGAUGAGAUUUUUGGUAGGCUUGAGAUUGCAUGGGUGAUGCCUAGGAGGGUGGUGGAUCUUUUAGCUUGAUAGACUGGAAUACAGGGCAAUCGUCAAAUAGCGGUUGUUUGGAAGAUGAUGCUGUUAUGUCUUAUGUGGUGCAUAUGGAAUGAGAGGAAUGGACUAUGUUUUGAUGAUAGAGAAUGUUCAUUGGGAGUGAUUAGAGAUUUAUUCUUCCAUACGUUGUUACUUUGGGCAUCGACUAUUUUAUUGGAGGGGGCUGGCUAAGUCGAGUGGCUGCAUGAGCCGUGAAUUUUUUCUUUGCGCAAGGGCUGAAGAUUGUAAUAAUGGCCUCAAGAGGAAUUUUGCAAAGGAAAAGAAACCUCACCAAUUCCCUGAAUCAAUCCACUUGCUUGAUUCGAGGUUUUCCAAAUUUUGAGCUACUAAGGACAUACCCAUCUGAUGUAUUAUUGAAUUCAAGCUGGGUUGCAAAUCAUCCAUUUGCAGCUACUAAUUGUAGAAAUGAAGGAGGUUUAUUUUCAGUCAACAAGGAUGGAUUACCUGGUCUUUUAUUAGGAUUUCCUAGGCAUAACUCCUUUGCAAUUCCAACUUUAGGUAAUGGAAUUGGAAGGGUGGGUUUCGUUCCCUCUUUGGGAGUUCAAUGGAUUUCACAAUCUGUUCGCUUUGCUUCAGCAGCCCCAUUGGGUCAAGCUGAAACAGCUAGUGGUAAUGAUGAGAAUGAACAAAAGGUUUCUAAAAGGGUAAAGGAAGCUUCACCGGAGGAGUGUGACCAAGCAGUUGAAGGUUUGAGUACGGUUAAAGCCAAAGCAAAAGCUAAGCAGAUGCAAGAAUCACAAAAGAAGGUCGAAUCUAUUAUGAAGACAAUAUGGACAAAACUUCUGGGAAUUGGUCCUGCUUUAAGAGCUGUUGCCUCCAUGAGCAGGGAGGACUGGGCUAAGAAGUUUCGCCAUUGGAUGGAUGAAUUUAAGUCUACAUUGCAGCACUAUUGGUUGGGUACAAAACUACUUUGGGCCGAUAUUCGGAUCAGCUCAAGGUUAACAUUGAAGCUUGUGAAAGGGAAGACUCUUUCUAGAAGGGAGAGACAACAACUCACACGCACCACAGCUGAUAUUUUCAGGCUUGUUCCUGUUGCAGUUUUUAUUAUAGUUCCAUUCAUGGAGUUCUUGCUGCCAGUAUUCCUGAGAUUAUUUCCCAACAUGUUACCAUCAACCUUCCAGGACAAGAUGAAAGAAGAGGAGGCAUUGAAAAGGAGGCUAAAUGCAAGACUAGAAUAUGCAAAGUUUCUUCAGGACACAGUGAAAGAAAUGGCGAAGGAAAUCCAAAUCUCGCGUAGUGGAGAAAUUAAGAAGACAGCGGAAGAUCUUGAUGAAUUUGUCAAUAAGCUGAGAAAAGGUGCCAGUUGUUCCAAUGAUGAAAUUUUAGGCUUUGCCAAGUUAUUCAAUGAUGAGCUUACUUUGGAUAACAUCAGCAGGCCUCGGUUAGUUAACAUGUGCAAAUAUAUGGGUAUCAGCUCAUAUGGAACUGAUGCGUAUCUGCGGUUUAUGCUUCGGAAAAGACUACAACAGAUCAAGAAUGAUGAUAAGUUGAUUCAGGCUGAGGGCGUGGAGUCCCUUUCAGAAGCUGAACUUCGUCAUGCCUGUAGAGAACGAGGAAUACUCGACUUAUCUUCAGUGGAGGAAAUGUGUCAACAGCUGCGUGAUUGGUUGGAUUUGUCUCUCAACCACUCUCUUCCAUCUUCCCUCUUGAUUCUUUCUAGAGCCUUCUCUACGUCUGGUAAAAAGCCAGAGGAAGUUGUUCAAGAGGCAAUCUCCUCUCUACCAGAUGAGGUUGUGGAUACUGUUCAAGUGACAACCUUGCCGUCAGAAGAUGCUGUUUCAGAAAGAAGGAGGAAGUUGGAGUUCCUAGAAAUGCAGGAAGAAAUGAUCAAGGAGGAGGAAGAGGAAGAAGAUGAGGAGCAGGCCAGGAUGAAGGAAUCUGCUGGCAGCCAAAAGGAUGUGGCUUUGGAAGAGAUGGCUGCAGCCAUGGCUAGAGAAGCACAGGAACAGUCGAGAAUGAAAACACUGGAGAAAGUGGAGGAGCUUUGUGAGCUCAGUCGUGCACUGGCUGUUUUGGCUUCAGCAUCUUCUGUGAGCAGGGAGCGCGAAGAGUUCUUGCAACUUGUCAAAAAGGAGAUAGAAUUGUAUAACAGCGUGGUGGAGAAAGAGGGUACAUAUGGUGAAGAAGAAGCUAAGAAGGCAUACAAAGCUGCCCGGGAAGACAGUGAUCAUGCUGCCGAGACAGCUGCAGAUCACAAGGUUUCUUCGGCACUUAUAGAAAGGGUUGAUGGAAUGCUCCACAAGCUUGAAAAGGAAAUUGAUGAUGUUGAUGCAAAAAUUGGAGACCGUUGGCGGUUACUUGAUAGGGAUUAUGAUGGGAAAGUGACACCUGAGGAGGUUGCAUCUGCUGCGAUGUACCUCAAGGACACUUUGGGUAAGGAGGGCAUACAAGAACUUAUCAGCAAUCUUUCCAAGGAUAAAGAAGGAAAGAUACUGGUUGAAGAUAUCGUCAAACUAGGCAGCGAAACGGAAGAUAUUGAAUCUGCUGAAGCAGGAAAAUCAUAGAGGAUAUAUACAUAAUUUAGUUAAUCCAAGUUUUAUAUUUGUGAAUGAAAUGGCUGUGAGAUUUAGAGAAUAAAUUCUACUUGGAUACUCCGCUCUCAAUAUCUGUGAGAUGAUGAUCCUAUGCCCGCCUUGAACCGAAGGAAAAAGAUCAGGGAUUCUUUGUAGUUGUAGCAGAAGGAAGAAGUGAUGCAUCCCUUGUUGCCGCAAAAUCAAUAUAUAAAUAAAUGGAGAACUAGUAUGUGUAUCCACACGAGAUCUUAUUUGGCUGUCUUGUCUGUGAGAUGGAAGAAAAUUCACUAGAAUAAUAUUGUUGAUUAUAGAGAUAGGACAUGAGUUAUGUUCAUGUUGAUUUUGUAAAUUGAUGGCCUCGGAUUCUGAAGUAUGAUAUCAUCAGGUAACAUUUUUUAGACUGAAA